UUUCACGCUUCCCCCCGAAGCCUUUUUUCCACCUAAAGCGUUUAGUUGCAGCUGACUGAGCACUUGCAGGGAGUGCAAUAGGGAGCGGAAGGGUCGAAUUAUUUUAACCUACAACUCGCCCCAAAAGUACUGUAGGACGAAAGAAAAAAAGAAAGAGAGAGAGAGAGAGCCGUGGCAGAGAGUGAGGGAGGAGUGGGAGAGAGAGAGAGGGGAAAAGAGGGAGAGGGGGACACUGGAAAAAGUUUUUGUUCUUUUCCUUUUUUUCUCCCUUCAUCGCCUCCCCCUGUUCUAACCGGCUAACAUGGACCAGGGGCCCAAGAGUCCUGCGCUGCGGCCGGGGAGAGCAGGACAUGGCGGGGUGAACCAGCUUGGAGGUGUGUUUGUAAACGGCAGGCCCCUCCCAGAUGUUGUGCGGCAGCGAAUAGUACAACUCGCCCACGAAGGGGUUCGGCCCUGCGACAUCUCACGCCAGCUGCGAGUCAGCCAUGGAUGUGUCAGCAAGAUACUGGGCAGGUACUAUGAAACGGGCAGUAUCCGCCCCGGGGUAAUCGGGGGAUCCAAACCAAAGGUUGCUACUCCCAAAGUGGUCGACAAGAUCGCAGAUUACAAACGCCAAAACCCCACCAUGUUUGCCUGGGAGAUCCGGGACAGGCUCCUGGCCGAGAGAGUGUGUGACAACGACAGCGUCCCCAGUGUCAGCUCCAUCAACAGGAUCAUUCGGACAAAGGUUCAGCAGCCGCCUGGCCAAACGGGCUCAGUGUCGGCUCACAACUUAGCUACGUCCGUGGCUGCCACACAAGUGUCAGCGGUGACCAGCGACUCAGCUGGCUCCUCGUACUCCAUCAGUGGCAUUCUGGGUAUCAGCUCAGCUGCUGACGUGGGCAAGAGGAAGAGGGACGAAGGUUUGCAGGAGUCGCCUCUGGCCAACGGGCACGGCCACAGUGGGCGGGACUUCCUCAGGAAGCAGAUGAGAGGGGAGCUGUUCUCGCCGCAGCACAUCGAGGUAUUGGACCGCCUGUUAGACAGGCAGCCAACCUGUCCAAUCCAAUCCAGCUCUGACCUCUAUGUGAGCCCUGACUCUGGCAAGACAUCAGAUUAUACGACCAUGGCCUCACUAACUGGUGGACUGGACGAGAUGAAGAACAGUUUGGCCAAUCCUGGUACAGGGGCGGAGUUAGGAGCCAGCGUGUCCGGUCCACAGUCCUAUUCACUUGUACCAGGUCGAGACCUAGCCAGCACCACUCUGCCAGGCUACCCUCCUCACGUUCCUCCUACUGGACAGGGCAGCUACUCCACCCCCUCCCUCACUGGCAUGGUACCUGGGGGAGAUUUUUCCGGAAGUCCAUAUUCCCAUCCCCAGUAUUCCACAUACAAUGAAUCGUGGAGAUUUCCCAACCCCAGCUUAUUAGUGUUUCAGCAGGAUUAUGGGUCUCUCCUGGGGACGGAAAUCGGCUGCUCCUCCAGUCUCUUCACCAGCCAGGCAGGACAGAUGCAAGGGUCACCGUACUACUACAGUGCAACAUCACGGGGGGCGGGCCCUGCUGCCACUGCGACAGCCUCCGCCUAUGACCGCCACUGACCCCCUCCUACCAAGAGGAGGAUGAGGAGAAGGAGACGAGGGAGGGAGGGACGGAUAGCACCAGCACUGCUCAGUAAAAACCUGCCUACGCACGGACGGCAAUGAAGAUGAAGAGUUCAAAUUUUUGACGUCAGUGAAGUUUGAGUUUUCUUUGAUUGACACUCGAGCCGACAAACGCACUGCUGAGCUGCAACACAGACAAACUGUAUGGGUAUCACAUUACUGUGCAGACACAGGCAUGGCAGUGUCAAUAUCUGAUUCAGAAGAUUUUCUAAGCACGCAAUCUGGACACUCCCAUAAUAUAGCAAGGCUUGGUAUCCCUAUCAUGUGUUUAACCGAUCUACAAGUCCAGGACAUCAGUGGAGCAGUGACUGGGCCGUAUUGUGAUCUUCUGGGUAAAAUGUUGCGUUUGCAGGUUGGGAAUAUUUUUGAUGAAAUUAUUUGAGUUGAUUAGAGCAAAAUCACUUUUUCAAACACACAGUCUUUUUAUGCCCCGACAUCAAUCAAUCAAUUUUCUAUGCCGUGCUACGGUGAAGUAAAGACAAUCCAAUUCUCAUAACUUUAAAUGACCAAAAUCACCCAUAUCAUUAUCAUUCUAGUCUCUCUGCUGUAGACCCAACACAUUUCCCCUGGGAUCACAAUGCUUCAUAAAUGGGCUUAAUCGGUUUCACAGUUGACCGUUUGCUAAGUGCCGCCCCCGUUAGUUACUGUUGCUAUGCCUUUCCAUCUCAGUUUACAGUGAUAAAUGGCAGAUUUACAACCAAAACUGCAAUAGUUUCGGAAACAAUGAGUCCUUGAUUUCGAACAGAGGUUGACAAAAACUGCUUCUAGCCAGCAACCAUGAGUUUUGUCAACUGAAAUAGCAACUGUCGCUGGGAGAUUUCACCAGCUGAAACUAGCAAGCUCAUCAAGCUAACUUAGCUUACAUACCUGUUCAUAUACAGUAUGUUUUCAUUUUCAGAGUUAAGAGACAAAAGUCUGUUAGGAUGAGGACUAACCAGUGCUAAUCUAAUUUAAAUCUCGGGGAAUGUUGGCUGGGGUUACCGAGCCACAAACGUGACAGCAUCCAGGAUACACAGUGGGUGUGCGAACCAAGACCUUGAGCUGUAACCCUACAAGCUAACGUAGUUGGUUAAUGAUGAUCUCAGAUUGGAAGCAAUACUUGGAUCCUACUUUAGGUAGCUAGUUUGCUGGAUAUGCUAAUGUUUGCAACUUAAGUUAGAGCAAAUGAACACAUUGGCUCAGAUUUACUGAGGCAGCAGCUCCUUAUGCAGUCAGCUCCCGCUUCAGCUCCGUCAGAGGAGCACAUCUAUGACGAUGCUAAGCUCAGAAAAGAAGUGCUAUAGUAGUGAUCUAGAAAACAAGUGCUUUUCUCCACAAUAUUACACGUAAUAUCAUGAUAUUAGAAUCUGCUGCAUAUCUAAUUAAUAAUACAUUGGGAGGCAACUUGUUAAUAGUGAACAAAAUAUACACAACUGGUGAGAGAGAGAGAUAGGUGGUGUUGAUGUGGAUAUUAAUGUUCAGGUAAAUGACUCAACCCUUCAAACACAGCUCGUACUCCAGCCCCAUGCACACUACUUCAGCUGGGACGGGCUUUAGCAAACGGUCAAUUUUAGCUGUUGUAGCCAACAUGACCCGAACUGCAUCCUAACGUCCACAUUUCCAUUCAAAGUGGUCUGAACACCACUCACUGACGGACAGGCCUUUCAGCAAAGCACAGCCUAGAAUCUGAGCCCUCUACUGGAAAACGAACAGCGUUCGUGUUCACAUCAGACCAAAUCAAAUCCACCGGGGAGUGUUAUUGUACAGGAAGGUGCUAUCCUACCUCCCAAGCCAAGAUUUAGUCCUGAUCAAGAGCUAUUUAUAAUGGAGGAGACACAGAGUAAUAUAUUAAGCUUUUCUGCGCUGCACUCCGUGAUGAGAGUGAAUGCCUGUAAUGAUUUAUAAUAUGUGUCACGCUGUCGUGCUAGAAUAGUGAUGAUGAUGAUGAUGAUGAUGACGAUGCAGUGAAAUAUGAAAUCUUAAAAACUUUCAAUAUGAAAUGAAGUCUUUGUUUAUAAAUAUGAUCCGAUUGCGAUUUUCCUGUUUAUAGUUUGUUGCCUGGUAUCAGUUGACACAGGUGCCAUUGAAUGACACGCCAUUUUUAUCCGCUUCCUGAAUAUUAAAAAGAAGAGCCAGGAAGCAGUGGCACUCUCUCUCUCUCUCUCUCUCUCUCUCUCUCUCUCUCUCUCUCUCUCUCACUCACUCUCUUUCUAUUUCUCUCUUUAAACUCCCCAAAGAUGGGCCCCCCCUAGUGGAUCGGCUGACUAACUACAAAAGCACAAAGAGACUCAAUCAUCAUUUAAAGGCGCCAUUUUACUUUUUUGACUUCCUUUCAGGACCAUUAAGUACUUCCUCUUCUGCCCCUUUUGAGUGCUUGUCCUUGUGCUGUUUGACAUCCUGAAAUUGUUUCUAUAAAAGCAUUGCUUUCGUGAAGAAAAAAACAAAAAAACAAAAUUGUUUUCUUUUUUUAAUUUUGUUUGUCUCCUACAUCAGUUCUGCGCUGUGACAAUGUAUGACACCAGGGUCGAGGCCUUACCCAUCAUGUACAGACAGUGUAGGACAGAUUCGCCCUUGAGCGCUGAUCUGAAAUCAGUGUGUUAUCCCUCUUAAGUGCUUGCGGGCCCACAGUGUUGAUCUUGCGAGGGGGCAGCAUCUUCCUAAACCUGUACGCAGCUUCCUGUCUCACUUCUGUCCAUACAAGAUUAGUACAGUAAUCAAUGAACGAGAAGAGAAGUCACAAUGUCAAUAGCAAUUUCAAUUACUCACAUUUGAAUUUAGAUUUUAGUGAUGAAGCUUUCGUUCCGAUAAAAAGACUAAGAGGUGUGUGGUGUUGUUUUAGCCAUUGUCUGCAAGUGUUCACUUAUCUUUUGUUUGUUUGUUUGUUUUGGGUUAUGUGUGGCUGCCCGUAGCGCUUCAAUGCUACUGUGUAGUUUUACUAGCUAACAGAUUGGAGGCACCAAAUCUGCAGCGUGAGACAUAAAAUAUAGCUAUAUAAACUUAUACCUAUUUACAAUGAACAAAGCUGUUAGUUUCUCAAUCUUUGUUGUUUCUGGGAUUUAAAAUAGUGAUAGAGUGGAUCCUUUUACAUUUGUAGACCUUAACAGUUGUGUGCACACAACUCUAAAGAAGAUUCUUAUGACGGCUCGCCCGCUGUGCUGCCAGCGUGCACCACAGCAGGAGCCUUUCCUUAUUUCUGUCUUUCUCUCUUGAUCUUUCUGAGGCAUUAUUGAACCUGAACCACACCAGCUGAAAACAAGGACAGUGCCUUUAGUUUUAUAUGUCAACACCCCCUGACUGACCACGCAUGACUAAAACAAGAUUCAGCAUCCCUCCCUGCAACUCCUUAAACAAAACUCUGCCUAUCUGCCCAUGCGAACACAGGGUUUAUAGAAAGCCUUCCACAAAUAUGGAGCAGUCAGUACUUUCAAUAGCAACUUCAGAUCACAAUUUACACGCUCUACCAACAUUUUCAUUGCACCUAGCCCUGAUCCAGCACUCUAUACUGGAUUUACACAUCACAGUUCUGCAUCAAUAUAUCCCAGAAAAUUUGAGUCGCAGAGUCACUCGUAAAAACAGGGAUAACGUUCAAAAUACAAACUCAUAUGAUGGAAAAUCGUCAGCUGGACAACCAAACUAAAUGUAUUCCAAGAAAGGUCUGUCUCAUUAAAGUCAAUAUAAGUUAUGUAAAAUCAGUGAUGCCACACUCAGUGGUAGCCUGAACGCGUAUCAAUGACAUUACAGUUUUGAUCACUAAUGUUGCUGCCCUACAGCCUGAGUGCACUGAGGGACUGUGGAGCAGCACUCCAGUCGAUGAGCGAGGAGGAGUGCUGCCCAGUCCGCAACCUCUGGGCCUGAUUAAUGGAGCUGAAAGUGCAAAAAACUGCAGUUCCUCGAAUGGCCACUUGAGGCUGCCUUCGAAAAGCGAGUCAAACCCCAUAGACCACCACAGUAAAAUGCCCAACUCCACAGUAGAAAUAAACAUGUUUAAAGCCUGGUAUAAAACGUCUGGUUUCAAAUUACAAUGUCACUUGACCAAUUAUAAUCUACGACACAAUGCCUUGCAACCAUAGAAGCCAAUAACAGUGUGAGUUGAACGUACCCCCCCUUUCCUUCUCACUUGUGAAGAAGCCAUGCAACUAUUUCCUUCAUUGCCAUAAAAUUUGUGCAUGGUCCCCCAGAGAAUUACUCUGGCGAUCCGCUGAUUUUAUCUCUGGUGCUACAAUGAGGUUAUUUUCAGUCAAAUGUCUCAACAACUGUUGGAUAGAUUGCCAUGAAACUUUGUUACAUACAUCCAUGUCCCCAUCAGGAUAAAUUGUAAUAACUUUUAUCAUCCUCUGACUUUUCAUUUUGCACCAUCAUCAGGUCAAACUUUACAAGUCUUAUAAGACUUUGGUUAAUGCUAAACUAAGGUGGUGAACAUGGUAAAUAUUACACCCACUAAACAGCGGCAUGUAAGAACUGCCAGUGUAAGCAUAUUAGCAUUUAGCUCAAUGCAAGUACAGAGUCACAGAGCCACUAGCAUGGCUGUAGACUCUCACUAAGAAGAUUUCCUACCAUCCACUGAGUUUAUAUUUUCAACAUUCAUCCGUGGCAGAUUUCAUGAGCAGGUCUCUUGCUGAAAUUUAAAAGUUCUGGGAGAUAUCCAUGCAGGACUGUGAUAUAAGGACCUGGAUAAAGGCUAAACAGGACCCACUGGCUUGAACAUGAGUGAACACUGAAAAAAAGGCAAAAAAUAUACAAAAAAAAAAAAAAACAACCCAAAACAAGUAAGCGAUGGAAAUAUUACACAAAUAAAAUUGCUUUUUUAUUCAACCAGAGCAUCUUCUAAAGGAACAACACCAUUUUCUCUGUCUCUCUCUCUCUCUCUCACACACACACACACACACUGCUGUAAACAUGAAGAAAUAGGGAUUGAAAGUCAUUCUCCUUGAGGAGGUGAAUCCAGUCGUGCCUCCGCCAAACCAGCCAAAUUCUACACCCGUUCUCCAGUGUAGCCAAGAAUCCAGUGAUACAUUAACAGGAUUAUUUGUUAACUAUGCAUCUCAUAGUGACACAGCUUGCCUUGCCAUUGCUUUGACCUAAUUGGUUCACAUGGGGAGAGAAUGAGUUCUCAUUGGCCCGCAGUCGUUUCGAUUGGCAGCCGUGACAUUGACUGCAGCGAUGAGGGGGGACCGUCGUUGUGGGUGGUACUGCGGGAAGCACGGUGGGCAGAGGCCACACACACACACACGCACAAAUAUAAGUACAGACACACACUCUCUCCCUCCCUUUGUCCUUUGCGGAGUGGUGAUCGCCCCUCCUCUCAUGCCCCUGUGUUCCCCAGGGGAGGCCAAACCUGCUGUGCCAUCAGAAGCUCAUCCCGUCUUUUCUCUCCCCCUCCCUCAGCCCUAAUCUCAUCAUAUCUCAUGCACUCGUCUUCCCCCUCUCCCUCCUCUCCUCCCCUCCUGUAGCACUGCCACACCACCAGGAUUAGACAUAUUAAAACUAUUCUGUUGAUUUCAGGCCUGUGACCUUCCUCAAAAAGUCCUCUCUCUUUCUUCAGACAGCCCCAUUAAUCCUUUUUUCCCCUCUCCUUUCUUACUUUUCUCUCUGACUAUUCAGACGUGAUGCUCACUGUCCUGUCAGAAAUUCUGCAUAGGAAUGAAGCAGUGGUGUUUUGUGCCAAAGCGAGGUCAUUUUAAUGGCAAUAUUGCUGCCGGUAUCUUUAUUUGGCCAAGAAUAUUCUGUGAGAUCCUAUCACAUAUUCUGCUUUCACUUUGUGUUUCUGAAGCGCAUUUAAAACGCACAAAAACACUAGUAUCAGAUCACGCCAAGACAUUUCAUUUCCAGCCAAGCCGCUCAGUUUACUAUCCAUGAAAAUACAAUCGCAUCCUGAUUUUUUUAAUCCCAGCUCCGAAUCAAAUAGAAAACUGAAAUAAAUGCAAAUGAGUUUUUUUCUUUAUUAUGAUUUCUCACCGAGUGUGCACCGCCUGACUGUAUCUCAAUAUGAAUCCAUGAAGAUGGCUACUGCCUUCAUAAAACCUGAGGGGAUUUCAGCAUCACAUCUUGACAGCAAUUAGUGGCACAAUCUGUUUCAUGCUUGCUGAUAUAACUAGGUUCUGGACAGAUCUCACACUGAAGUGUUACAAUGUUCUGUACAUCUUAAUAUUAUUCAACGGUGGAAGAGGGGAAAUACACAGGACUCAGCCUACGAAAAUCAACUGUGCUUUUUAAGCAGAUGUUUCAAUCAAAAAAAAAAAUAGAUAACAUAAUUUUUCACCUUACUGUGGCCUUUCGUGUAACAAUCUGGAGUUUCUUUUUGUGUCCAUGGCUUCCUAUCUGGGGUGUUAAAGAGAUCUUUAUAUCUGUAAUGUUUUGGUAAAAAAAAAAAUAUGAACAAACAAAAGACAGAAAGAAAUACAUCAGAAUGCAAAGACAGAUGCAACGACGAAAUUAGGUACCAAUGAUUCAGCUUGCUCUAUUCUUCAAAAUCAACGCGACAAAAAGAAAACAUAUCUGUAACAUUCACCAAAGCCUGUGAUGCCUGUUUUAAAUGAUAGAUUCUUGUACAAAAAAAAACCAUAUAAAAAUAGCAGAAAAGACUUACAAUUACAAACACAAAAUGAAGAUAAGAAAUGCCUUCAAAUAUUCUGGAGGGGAGGAUUUAAAAAAAAUAAAAAGAAAUGCUUCUUUAAGAAAAUGUGUAUGUUUUUUAUUCGAUUUUCUAGUAGUUGCAAACAAAACUUGGUGUUUUUUCUCUUUGUGUGUUGUGUGUUGUCUUAAUAUUUGAAUGUAUUUUACUGCAGUGCGAAUUUGCCAAAGAUAUCAUAUCACUUGAUUUCUCUCCUUUAUGUUUUUGUUUGUUUCCUGAAUUGUGACCAAUUUUGUUCAGAAAACUGGAAAUUAAUGGUGAAUUUGAUAUUAUGCUUAUUUUUCAUAUUUCUAUCGUUAAUAUUAUUGUUAUUUUAUUUCCUGGGUUUGAGUUCACUGUGAAAUAUUAAAUUGCAGUCUGCUUGACGCAUCUCUUCAUACUCAGUCUGUGUACCUGUCCAUCCGUCCACCUGAGUGACUGUUGUUGGUGAAUUAUUCCAUUCAUGUACCUGUAAUGUGAAGCUAAGAAGUAAUUAUUUGUAAAUAUUUGCCAUAAUUUUAUUGGUC
Chelmon rostratus (copperband butterflyfish) is the source of this 8758-nucleotide messenger RNA. RefSeq names its product paired box 5 (gene pax5). Gene Ontology annotation, biological process: regulation of transcription by RNA polymerase II; anatomical structure development. Bases 302 to 1579 code for a protein of 425 amino acids. The record is from RefSeq and is a predicted model, not a curated record. NCBI's taxonomy places the organism in Eukaryota, Metazoa, Chordata, Actinopteri, Chaetodontiformes, Chaetodontidae. The transcript is spliced from 11 exons. Gene Ontology annotation, molecular function: DNA-binding transcription factor activity, RNA polymerase II-specific; RNA polymerase II cis-regulatory region sequence-specific DNA binding.